UAAAUGAAUACGGACACCAGCAGAGCAAAGAAAUCAAAAGACGUCAGAGAAAUGCAAUCACUAUUAGUCGAUACCUUUGCAAGGUUUUAAUACCAUGUAAUAGAAAUGUUUGUAGUAGAGAACAAUAAUUUUGUUUCUAAGCAAUCAGGACUGUUUCCUUUACUUUUUCGUGGAGAGGGGGGUUAAGGGAUGGAUUCCACGCAUUAGUACAGCUUGCUAUCGUCUAAAAUAGUUGGCGAUUGCCACUCUUGUCCAGCACUACGCGUUCAGUUUUAACAGCAGUGCUAUCUGACGUAUUUAUAUGUGUAUCGAAAAAAUCUAUAAAUGAAAAUGCGAACACAAAGUGGCAAGUGCACGACGACUGGAAAGUGAAAGUCAAAAUAAAAAUUUCAUUGUGUAGUCAGGGCAAUUUGCAAAACAAAGUUGGGAUGCUAAGAAACCCAAACCAAGGAAGGAGUUAAAGACAAAGCUAAAGCAAGAAAUUAAAUACAAGGUAUUUGUGUUGGAACACAUCUUGUCAUCGAUUAGAUUUGUUCACUAAAGCGAGUAAGGGUUUCAGAAAAUACUGAAGGAACUCCAUUGUUGUCUGAACCCAGAGAUUUCUGUCUGUCCGACAUUCUUAUUGGUUUGACUCUCGACUGAGACAGACUAUGCUCGCCGAUUACAGAACUGAUUAGCGCUUUAGCAGGUCGAGAAUCAACACCUUGCAUAGCAUAGUGAAUUUUAUCUUCCACCAGCUAAAAAUGCACCGCUUUCGCCGAAUGAAUCGUACAGCUUCGUUAAAGUUUAAUGAAUUUUCAUCACGUAAUAUUCUUAACGCCUUACAAUUUGCCACUUGCAGAGCUUAUCGUGAAUAAAGAGGUUGCUCCGUGAAAGUAUCGAUGGCCAGUAAAGAAAUCUUGUCAUAAGCCGUAAUUGCAAUUUAGCCAUGCAGUUUGAUGCAGAAGUAGCCUUGAGUUGCAGUUCGUCAGAGUGCUUUUAGCCCCAAAUCAUAACAGGAUCAGGAUCAAGUUUUGAAUUGCAUUUCCGUACAUUGGAUGGACUAUAUUCAAUAUAUGUGUACAUUCUCAGAAGGUGUUGAAGUUACACACAAAGUGAAUUAGCAAUUAUGUUUGCACAGAUCUUGUUGUGGCUCUGCAAUUAGCUGCAUGACAACUUUUAAUCGAUUGGAAAAAGAACGAAAGUAGAAUGACAACUGCCAAAAACAAAGAAUUGUUACGUCUGUUGAUAAUUUCACUGAUUACGUUCUCAAGCUUACACGGAGGAAAUUCAUUUCAGCAAGCUGGUUUUAGUCUAAAAAAACUCCGGAGCCAGUUAGUUCCGAAGACUGGAACAACCUACGUUGGGCCUUGGGACACAAACCCAACCAACGAUGAAGGCCUUUACAUCAAUGGCAUAAAUUUCGACAAAGAUUUAUUCCCAGUGGUGCCUCAGUCGGGUAUUUAUUUUGUCAGAUUGAAAAUUUUGUUGGAAAAUGCACUUCGUAAUGUCCAGUAUGGCAUACGCCUGAUGUCAUCUUUGGCUGGCCAUUCGAUUUCGUCGUGGACCACAAAUUAUGACAUUGAUAAAGAACUGUCUCUUUCUGCGAAUUUACGCCUGACUGUUGGGGAAAGACUACUUGUAACAUGUGAUAAUGAAUUUGGAAAUGUAACUAUCCUUCCCGAGAGUGCUUUUUCAAUGCAGAUGAUAGGCCAAGUUGGUGUCUUACCGAGCUUCCUUGCGCGGACUCUCGAAGACGAGCGGAUUGGCCAAAAUAGAGAGUCUCGAAUUGUCAACUGGAAAGCCUAUCAUAAGAGCUUAACAAGUUUUUCAAGUGCUGAAGGCAUCUUUGUUCCGGUUGUUUCCAACAAUAUGUGUGCAGCUUGAAUUUAGUUCUUGAAUAUGUUAAUGGCAUUGUUGAGGUAACAUUUAAAUCUAACCAAAGGACUCUUUUUACAAUCAGAAGGCAGUUUCAAAACAGAGAAACAACUAUAACUGUCCACGCCAGCAAAAUUUUCGCGCUUCGAGAAAAGGAGGUUUUCCAAGCGACCUUGAAAGGGUAUAAUGCAAGCAUCAUUGUCUCAAAGGCGACAACGCUUUCAUGUGCCUUGGUUGGUGAGGAUGACAAGGUGGAAACCCUUUCUAUAUCAUCCGCUCAUGAUAUUUUGUUUGAAAACCAGAACUGGCUGGAAGUCAAUUCGUGGAAAGAAGUCCAGGCGUCUUCUUCAUUUCGACUUUUGGGUGAGGAAGGCAAGGUCUUUUUUCCUGCCAAUCUCGCUUUCAUAGGCCUUUCUCUGUCCGUCACUACUUUUGAAAGUGAUGACGUAACAGUUGCUGUUAUUCCUGGUGGAGUAAGUACCAAGGAAGGAACUGGAAUUUAUAAGACGUUACAGCUUAAGGGAUCAGGGACGAGGAUGAUUGCUAUGACAGGUUUGAUCAAAACAGUGGACGAUAGUUACAUCUCAUUGAUCAUAACAAGCAAACUCGGAUCCAAGAUGAGAAUAUCCGAUGGGGAAAUGAAAAUCAUUUUAAAAGAGCCGCGUGUGCCUAUGAUGCUCCUACCGUUGAUAAACAGCAGUGUUCUUAAUGAGACUAUAGCAAAAUGGCAGGCUAUAAAUAUUGAUAAAGAGAUUAGGGAGAAGCCAUUUAGGACACAAAGUUCUUACUGGAAUAUCAAAGACCAGAGUUUUUCACCAAAAGAAGCAGGAAUUUACUACAUAUCAGCUUCUUUUCAAGCUGCGCUACUAAAUACGACAGUCACACCAAAAAGAGCUUUUGAGGCAAAAGUCUUUCUUAAAAGAAAUAACAACAAGAAGGGCAAAGAAAUGAUGUACGGUAUACAAAAUUUAAGGGAAGAGCCAAGAACCUUGAGUCUUGCUGGUGCAGUCAAUCUUGAUUCCAAUGAUAAACUCUUUUUAAUGUUCAGAUGUCAAGACUGUAAAUUGUCUGCAUCUUCAGGAAUAUCUGCUGUACUGCUCUCUAAGUCUUUCAACAUGGAAGGGUUCUCGACUAAGCUUUCAGCAAGUCAAAAUAAAUCAGUGAAAGAAAGCGUUCAUAUCGAUCGCUGGUCAUGGCACUUCGCUGAUUUCUAUCUGACAAAUUCAUUCAAUGCAGAUACUGGCGUGUACGAAGCUCCUCACACUGGGGUUUACCUCAUCAUCUGCACGCUUAUAGUGCAAAAUAUUCAAAAACAGGGAACUGUCAAUCUACGAAUUGACAUAACAAACAGUACUGCUUCUUAUAUUGAGGAAUCACUUCCUGUUUCAGGGGAUGGUCCAGAGUCGAUGACUUUGACUGUACCAGUGAAACUUAAUCAAGGCCAAGCAGUUGCCCUGGUACUAAGCGCUAUCAAUAGCCAAAACAUAACCGUAAUCAACGGUAGUAAAUUUUCUAUUACAAGCCUCAUGCACGGGUCAUCAACACUUCCGCCUGGGUUCACACUUUCGCUACGAAACAUUAUGGCAUUUUCGUUUAGAUGGAGCUCUCCGUUGAAGGACUGGUCACAGGAUGCCAUUGCAGGUGCAUUUUCCAAGAAAUCGGAAGCACUUUUUGAAUUCAACGAAAGACAGGGAGAAAUGAUCAUUCGAAAGGAAGCCGUUCUGCUUCUCAACAUCAUUGCUCACGUGAAUGUUGACCGUGGCAGCCAAUUGACUUUGAAUGUUAGAAUCAACGAGGAGAUCGUUGAAAGGGUUUUAUCGGUGACUAGUUAUGUUGAUUCAGUCGAGUAUCUCAAAAUUUCUGCAGCUCUGUUUGUGAAAAACAAAGACAGGAUUACCGUGGAAGUACAGUGUUUAAACAGACGAAGCACAUAUUAUGUCUUGAGAAAAACUAUGAUGUCAGCUGUGUUCCUGUCAAGCACUUCAACUAAACCUGGUCUAACUCUCGGUGUUCGCAAGUCCCUUGUUGGUCAAGUCAAUGGAAAGAAAACAUUUCGCUACAUACUAAAGAACGACUGUUCUGGCUGUUACCAAGACAACAUUCCAUACAACGAGUCACAGGGAUACUUCCAGAUUCCACUUGGAGGUAGAUAUCUUAUUUCUGUAAACUUUGAGCUACAAACUGCAUCUUUGAUGGAUGUUGUUGAAUGCGGAUUUCUAUCAGUUGAGCAAGGCCAAUCAAUUUUGAGUGAAAGCUUCAAAGGAAGUGGGCUCUACCAAAUAUCAGGUAUUGCACUGAUCGACAAGGCAACGAAAAUCACAUUCAUGUGCACUCCAGAGAACGAUAUUCAGUUCUUGGGCUUGACAUUUAUGACCAUAACUUUGCUGCAAUACUGGAAAGGGAUUAUCACGUCUGUUGUCAAGAAGGCAGCUGUAAUUGAUAAUAUCAAACUUGAAGUUGAAUACAAAACAUUGAAGAAUAGACCAUACAUAGUGGUUGUUAGCAACAUAAACAGCACAUUGAAUAACUUUCGAUUGACAAAAAGGAAAGAUGACGACCAAAAGAAUUUUGACGUCAUCGUUGAUUACAGAGGAACUGUUACACCAGAAAACAAACCUGUAUUUGCUGUUGUCUACCUGGGCAGCAAUGAACGCCUGGUUUUGGAGUGUGAAGACAGCGCGAACAACUUUGAUGCAAACAUGACUACAUUAUACGAAAUACCAUCUUUGAACGCUGGAAUCACUCUGACACUUGUUGAAAAUUUGGUGAUGAAACCCAGCAAUAGAACGUCCAGAGUCUUAGUAGGUUGGGAAAGGAUUCUUAACUUUAAGAACGAACUGAAAUUUGAUUUUCAGCAUGGUUUGCUUAUCAGCAAACUGCCUGCAGAGUAUCUUUUUGUUGUCAAUUUCAGAUUUGUUGCCCAAAGGAAGGGUAAAAGGUCGUUGUUUCUCUCUGUAACAGACGAAUUAGAGAAGCAUAGCUUUUCUGUUCCACUGUGUGAUAACCAGAACGGUAAAACUUGCGGGACAAGUUUCAUUACGUCAUUGAAGCUUCAAAAAUGGCAGACUGUUGGUCUUUACUUGACUCUGACCGAUGUAAAUGACUCGGUGACGGUAUUAAGUGGAACUAGGAUGUCGAUUGUGAUGCUUGAAAAGACAGCUGCUCUGGCUUAUGACGACAGAGGGCCAAGUUUCAUUGAGCAGCCUUGGCCAGUGUAUACCAAUCAUUCAAGCAUAUUUGAAUAUCAAUGUGCAGCUAUUGGAUCACAAAGCAUCACAAAAUACACGUGGAAUUGGAUAAGCAGGGAAACAAAGUUAAAGAAGGUCGUUGGCUACGGGAAAAGCUUUAAAGUACUCGGAAGACCAGAGGAAUCAGGCUAUUAUUUUUGUACAGCAAAUAUGAAUGGAACAGUACGCAACUCAAGAAUUUCUACACUCGACAUUUCAGAUACUGAUGAAUGCAAACAAAAUGCUACGGAGGAGCUUAAGAUGCUUUGCCACACUGACGCAUACUGCAUUAAUACAAUUGGCUCGUACCUUUGCCGGUGUAACAAUGGUUUCAAUGGAGAUGGUUUUCGUUAUUGUAAAGACGUAGAUGAAUGUUCGUUGAAUGGCACUUGCCACGCCAAUGCAACGUGCACGAAUUCAAUUGGAUCUUUCAGUUGCCGGUGCAACACUGGAUUCAGAGGCAAUGGUACCAUGUGCUCAGAUAUCAACGAAUGUUUGGAAAGUAAUGAAUGCAGCAAGGAUGCUGAUUGUAUAAACACUGUUGGUUCUUAUCGUUGUGACUGCAAAGAAGGCUUCGAUGGUGAUGGAUAUGGAUGUGAAAAUAUAAAUGAAUGCAACUAUGAGAAGAACCCUUGCGAUGAUGCAGCGACGUGCUCUGAUACUUAUGGUUCAUUUAAAUGCCAAUGCCGCGAAGGAUGGACUGGAAACGGAACCGUUUGUGAAGAUAUCAACGAAUGCCUUUUCACGAACUGCACAGGCAAUGCCACGUGUUACAAUCAACCUGGCAGCUACAGAUGCAAGUGUAACCCUGGAUAUAAGGGAGAUGGUUUUGAUUAUUGCGAACCCCUUGGUUGUACUCCACCACCUGAAUGCACGGGAGAAUUUAAAGCCGCUUGGUGGGCGCGAAGUCCCUACCUAGCAAAUUCUUCCAAUCAAGAGCCAUUUGGUCUUUUCAAAGAUUUGCUGACUCAGGUAGUCAUCGCUUGCUGUGCAAACUGCUCUCUUUUAUCAUUUGAUGGUCCGUAUAAUGGCUCGAGUGAUGUGGAAGCUGUAAUUGAAGUUAACAAAACAGUCGAUUUUGGCUGUCCUUUGUAUGGCUCUCCGGAUCAAACCUUGUUCAAAGGAUUGCCGUUCAUGCCCAUUGUCGAAUCGCCCGGAAUCGCCUUCUUUAUAAAAGACAAACCAAAGGAAAAAAGUGCACUUCUCGAUUCUCUUGGAAGCACGUGGCCUAUUCUUGCAAUCACAUUUUUGCUUGCGUGUUUAUCUGGAGUAAUAAUUUGGUUUUUGGAUACAGUACGUAACCCAGUCGAGUUUCCAAACUCCUUUAUUGAAGGAAGCUGGGAAGGUUUCUGGUGGGCAUUUAUCACCAUGACAACAGUGGGAUAUGGUGACAAAGCUCCACGCUCAUUCCCUGCAAGACUGUUUGGAAUCGUUUGGAUCUUGGUUGGCUUGGUAAUUAUAUCAACAUUCACAGCAACAAUAACAACAAUGCUGACAGCAAGUAGUCUCUCAGACGAAACAAAACUGUACGGUACCAAGGUUGGGGUGCUUGAAAACAGUGAGGAAUACAGGCUUGGAGUGAAGCGAAACGCGGAGACUAAAGCCUAUAAUUCUGUGGAGGAAAUUGUUAGCAAAGUCGAAGAGGGUGAAGUGCAAGGAAUUCUCUUGGACACGUAUAUAGCUGGGGAAUUUCAAGAACAGUUAAAGUCACUGCGGCUACAGCAAGUUAUCGACUAUUCAUUUUCAUACGGAGUAGUGUUGUCAAGAGAUGGGCUGGCAUUAAGGAAGUGCUUUUCCCACUACUUGGAAUCCAAGCAAAGUCAGAUAUACGCUACGAUAUCUAAAGUUAUCAAGCCAUUAAAGACAAGAGGGAAUUCAAAUUUGGCGUCAAAAAAGUCAGCAAAUAUUUUCGAUGCUGAUUCUGUUUAUUUCAAGUACAUUGUGUUCAUCGGCCUUGGAACGUUUGUCUUACUUUUUCUCGUUGGCCUUACUUGCGAAUGUGUCAAUGCGAGAAAGAGAAAAUAUCAAAUGGCUCCCAAUAGCGCCACAGAUAAAAAAGAGCCUGAGCUGAUGGAGUGGAGGGUUCAGUGGGAAUCUGGAAAAGUGAGUUACUUUCAGCGCAACAUUUUCAAAAAUGACAUCAGUGACUUGAAACAACAGAUUAAAGAAUUUGCAGAUAACUGGAUAAGACAACUGGAAGAGCUGGAAAGUCGACAAGCUAAAGAAGUAGCGAACAUAAGAAUGAACGACAGCAAGCUACACAAUGGUAAUACCAGAAGCCGACCAGCAUUAGAGAGAAUAUUUAGCGCUUUUAAAAGUCAAAAGAAAAGUGGCAAUGGGCAUUUGCCAGAAUCAAGCACUUCACUGUAACCCAUGUCGAAGAUCGAUCGGGAAUUAAAUUUCUCUUGCCAGGUGAACAAUAAACACCAAAAGCCAAGCUUAAAGGUAAAGGUGCGAUUCAGAGAGAGUAGAAAGUGAUAAAAACGCUCUUUGUGUAUAGAAGGACAAGUAUAUAGAUAUCUAAUAAAAUCAACUUAUUUUAAAGUUGUUUUGAUCAAUAACUAAACAGUUGCUUCGAUAAAAUGUUUUUGUUUUAAUGAAAUUAAAUUGAAGAUUUAAUAAUAAAUUUUUUUAACAAAUUAUUUUUGCUGCAAAACUGUAGCUAUUUAAUGUCCUUUUGAUUUUAAAUAAUUAACUGUGAUCUUUUUAAGAAGAAAAUUAAAAUUCUGUUGCAGUUAUUGAUUUUGUCGUAAACGAACGGUCCUUGAUUUCAAAAUUUGUACAAAAAUAGGAUUCUUGGUUGCAAAGAAGUAUGCCUCUAGGCUUUAACCUGCUUUUGUAAUAGAAGCAACAUUUAGUCCUAACCUUUUUUUUAUAAUCAAGAUUGUGCCCUGCUACCGGUAAAUCCCUCUACUAGAGGAGUCACUCAAACUUUUUAUAUACGCAGAGGUCCAUCCGCAAUUAUCAAAAUUCACCCAAAGGUAUCGAAAACAAAUUUGACAGACCCAAAAGUAUCAGUCAAAAAGUUUUGAUGAAAUCCAGAAAUAUCAGAAGACAAAAUCUUUUUGUCGAGCACAUUAGAGACUACUAGCCAUAGUGAUUUAGACUGUUUCUUAUAAUAAUCAGUUUAAACACAUCUACUUUUUAUUUCUGUUUUUAAUAUUAUUAUGUGUUAGUUGGACACAUAAGUAUCAAAAAUAUAUAUUAUCAAAUACAGAUACCCAAAAGUAUCAGAUCGCAAAAAAAUGUUCUUACCAAUAAUUUUCGGAUGGACCCCCUAUAUAAAAAUUUUAAGUGACCCCCCUGGGAUUCUACUCCAUGACACUUCAAAUUAUAAAAACGAACACAUCAUUAAACUUAUGAUAAUGAAACCUGUUGUAAGGUACUUUGAUAACUAAAAAUGAAUUCAACAUCUUUUAGUCAUUAAUUCUUAAUCAAUUCAUCGGUACUGAAUUCUGUGGUGCAGUGGAAUCUUUUGAUCGUUCCAAGCUUUAGCUCGUUGUCUUCUCCCCGAUCUGUUUAAGCUAGUUUCUUAUGCAAGGUGCAAAGACAGCAAUGCCUCUUGGAUACAGAAACACGCCCACUUGUUGAUCAAAAGGGAAACAAUAAAGUGUAUUAAACAUUGUUAAAUAAUGCCCGGAUCUCGACCUCAUACCUAGCCUUAUAUGCAACUUGCGAUUCGAGUAUUCGACAUAAGAAUAUAAUCAUCUCAGGUUUCUGUUUGUAUAAAUUUCUAAAGCAUUAUUCUGUACAUUAACUCUGGAUAGUGUUAAUGUUGAUCAUGAAAUAAUUUUUCAUUC
Messenger RNA from Rhopilema esculentum, 8884 nucleotides. RefSeq lists its product as uncharacterized. The record is from RefSeq and is a predicted model, not a curated record. Gene Ontology annotation, cellular component: membrane. Gene Ontology annotation, molecular function: ligand-gated monoatomic ion channel activity; calcium ion binding; protein binding. Lineage: Eukaryota; Metazoa; Cnidaria; Scyphozoa; Rhizostomeae; Rhizostomatidae.